Molecule: messenger RNA, 2209 nt
Organism: Striga asiatica
Lineage: Eukaryota; Viridiplantae; Streptophyta; Magnoliopsida; Lamiales; Orobanchaceae
Source: the annotation of a GenBank genome assembly
CAAAACCAAAGGACACGAAAGUAAAACACCAAAACACUCGUCAAACCCUAUCUUCUUCCAUUCCUUUCCCUUUCUCUCCCCUCCUCCAAACCCCAAUCCAAAUUUCAGUUUUCCACUAAAUCUAGAGGAUGAUUUAGAUGGAUUUCAGUUCGAAUUUCUGGAUUUUUGUUUCCUAAAAUUUCAGCUGGUUUUGGUGAUUCCUCGUUCUAUAACCAAAGCUACACAUUCGAUUUCCCCUCAAAGGAAUAAGGUUUUAUCGAGGCAAUCAUGGAAGCCUCGGCACCGGCGUCUUCAUCGGCUUCGGCUGAGGACAGUCCUGAGUCGUGGGAGGUUGCUGAUGUGGAGGCCAGCAUGCACCGCCUCAUGCUUUCUUCCAAGAAGGAUGCUUUUACUAGCAGUAAUAAGCAGGACGAGAUAUCUGAGGUCUACGGCUCGGGAUCCAAUCAGGGUUCGAGUUUAAAUUUGGGUUCGGGCAUGUCGGAAGAUUUGAUUAACACAGUGGAUCAGUUUCUGCGGGAAGCUAUACAGAACCCUCGUGAGCGCUUAUCGGUGUUGCGAAUGGAGCAGGAUGUGGAGAAGUUCAUACGGGAUCCUACUAGGGAACAGAUGGAGUUCCAACAGCUGCCUACUUCUUACUUGCGCUUGGCUGCACAUCGUGUGGCACAGCAUUACUCCUUGCAGUCCAUGGUUUUAUUGGAUAAUAACCUGCCCGACGGGUCGGGUUCCCGUAUAAUUGUUCGGAAGACGUCAAACAUCAGGAUUCCUUUGGUUCGUCUUGCCGACAUUCCUGUAAAUUUACCAACUGAAGAGAGUAGUGCUAUAAAGGUUGCAAUCAAGCAGAGGCCACAUAAGGGAUUUCAUAGUAAUAGUAAUUCAAAUGCGAAUCCUGCAAGAUCAAAUAGUUCCAAAAGUGUGGAGGAAAGGAAGGAGGAAUACAAUAAGGCUCGAGCAAGGAUUUUUAGCUCCACUAAUAGUUCUAGUGGAAGUUCCAAUGGGAAAUCUGUGAGUGAUCCCAGGAUUCAGGAUAGUAUUCAGCAUGGUUCAGUACGAACGGCAAAGGCAGAAGAGAGAAUAUCUCCAAGUCCAGGCAGUGGAUCUAAUAUCACCAUAGGCAGAAGUUUGUCUGAUUCUUCUACAUCCAGCAGUAGGUUACUUAGAAGUAGGAUAGAGAAGGAGCCUGUUGCAAGGCCAAAGACGAAUAAUAGAGUGGCUAUCUUUCGGGAUCGUGAAGUUGAUCGUAAAGAUCCUGACUACGACAGAAGCUAUGACAGAUACAUGCAGAGGUUCGAUCCUGGCUUCGGGUUUAGUGGAUGCCCAUACCCUAUCCAGCCCAUGUAUGCUCCUGCUUUAAACUACAACACUGAAUUUCCACAGCUUGGAGCAAGUCAUAGGCUGCCUAUUUCCACUGAACAUCAACCUCGGCCUCUUCCCCAACAUCUGCCUGGCCCAUGGAUUGCUCCCUCACCUCCUGCUGGUAUUGGGUAUGGUCCCACCGAAGGCAUGCUUAUCCUUGUCAAACAACUGGAUUACCUUAUGUACAGCCUCUUGAACCAAUUCACCCGCCUUUUUCACAGGCAUAACAAAACUGGGGACAUGCUGGAUGGGUGGUGCUUAAUCUUCUAUUAUGUGGCCCACCCAGCUAUCCUCAGUUGGAAUACAGCUCUGUUUCUGGACGGAGCCUUAUGGACAGUGGCAGUGCAGAAAAGUGACUAUGUUGUGUUCCCUAGGGCUUUCUGCUUUGUUACUGGUACGAAGAUGAUGAUGAUGAUGAAAAUUAUUACAGGAAGAGGAAAAUCUUGGAGCUUUAAACUCAUUUUCCACUCCAUUGGAUCAGGCAAGAAUAUGCAGAAUGGAGGAUAUCUCUGUGUGCCGGCCUUAAGGGCAAUUGGUGACUGGCUAACUUGACCUGAUUACAGCUCUGUUUAUUCACUGUCCUUUGAAAGUUUGUGUUUGAUCUGUUGUAUUUAAUCAAAGUUAAUUAUGUCAAACUAUUCAACUCUUUUUCUGGAUGAUAAUUGUUGCCUGAUUCAUAUUUUCGCUAUCAUGCUAAAAGUUUGCACAAACAUCUUGCAAUGCUGUCUUUCAGAAUGUAAAGGCAACGAUAGUUGUAAUCUGUGAACACUGCUCUAGUUCUCUUUCGAGCAAGUGGUAUUUCCAUACUACUUUUCAGUAACAGUUUCCAGCCAUAUAAUUUAACCUUUAUUUGUAA